AUGUUUUAGCUUUGCCUUGACGGGAAAAAGCACGAUUUCAGGGAAAACCCACUCGAUGCUAAGGAUAAAAGAGGGAGGAGGAUGGCUGCGGCCCCACACUCCUCAUUUCUAAGUGGACCUCUCUGAAGCUUUUCGAGACGGAAGAAUGGCUUUAUUACUGAAAUGCCUGCGUUUUUUCUUCGUGGCCGGAUUCUGCAUACGACUUUAUCAAGCUCACGACUUUCUCGGACGUUGUUCGUGUCACAACACCAUCAAAUUCAUCAAGGGGAACAUGUCUGAUUUCCAAGUACUGGAAAAGCGGCCUGGAUGCGACAAAACCGAGCUGAUCGUCACCAUGAACGGGGCGAACAACACCAGCGAACAAAUCUGCAUGAACACCGAGGGAAAGAUGGCCAAGGCUUUUUUCAGGUGCUGGGAGAGGAUAAAUAAGGACAAGGACCGGAAGAUGGAGUGUAUCGAAAGAAAAAGAAAGGCGGACUGAAAGUACACGAGCAGGGAUAUCCUAAAGCAGAGGUCUCAAACUCACUGGACGCAGAGUCUGGUUGAGGCUGGGCAACAAGAAAAUAUAUCCUAAAAAAAAAAGUUGCAUACUCCUCAGCAUGUCUAGUUGUAUAAUGACGUUUCAAAUUGCAUCCCUUGUGCACCGCAACUUUGUGCAAAUAAGACACGUCGGGGUGCCCCUGUGCUCAACAAAGAAAUAUUGCAUCUCCCACUUUUCCUGGAAUUGUCUUUGCUCAUCACAAAACUUUCUCUUCACUGCAGACUUUGAAAAAGACAUGUUUGGGGUUGUGGAAUAUAUUUGUAUUUAGCCGACGCAAGGAGAAUGUUAUUUCCGCAUUGUGUGUCGUACCCCUUUCCCUCCCUACAGCAACACGGUGUUCGGCGGUAAAGUACCUGGAUAGCGAGCGCAAAAAAGUGACGGCUCCCGGAGUGUUAUUCGGGCGUCAAAUAGAAAUAUAUGUAAUGUCCAUCGUGUGAGGCAAUGCAAAUUAAACAAUAAUAAAAAAAAAUUAACGGUUUGAAUUGGUCCAGGUUAUCGGGGACUGUUAUUACUGAAGGACAGGUGUCGCGGUGUAACUGCAGCCAGGCACGUAAGAAAACCCUCGUCUCCAUGGCAACGUCUCUGUCCCUUUCACUCAUUUGCCGCUUUUCCACUAACGCCGGGGUAGGCGACCCAGAAUGUUGAAAGAACCAUUUUGGACCCACAACGCUGACAAGCACCAUUCAUAUAAAAGUCCGGGGUCCGGGGCCCGGCGCCGCACUGAUAUUAAACUUUCAUAUUAAGGUGGGGGGCGCAAAAUAACGUCUCGCGGGCCGCGUGUUUGAGACCCCUGUCCUAAAGGGAUCACAUUGUAGUCAGGUGAAGACCGGGAAGACAGCAGAAAUAACACAGCUGUAGAAGAGCGAGAGACAAGGGGGACUGACGUCAGGAGUUCUAUACACACUAAGUAUGUUCACGUCACAUUGCAGCUAUGUAAUGUCUACUGUAUGUAAAGUUUGAAGUAUUUAUUGAAUAACAGUGAGUUGUUCUUUUUGAUACAGUAUGUACGGUAAAUAUAAAAGUUUAUUAAAUGUGUUGUUCUCUUGAAAUAAAUUCUUCAUGAGUGAGUCACUUUGCAAA
Nerophis ophidion (straightnose pipefish) is the source of this 1621-nucleotide messenger RNA. It is a transcript of the gene cxcl18b, whose product is annotated as chemokine (C-X-C motif) ligand 18b. The record is from RefSeq and is a predicted model, not a curated record. Gene Ontology annotation, cellular component: extracellular region. Gene Ontology annotation, biological process: immune response. Gene Ontology annotation, molecular function: chemokine activity. The transcript has 4 exons. The coding region runs from base 146 to 481 and encodes 111 amino acids. Lineage: Eukaryota; Metazoa; Chordata; Actinopteri; Syngnathiformes; Syngnathidae.